This is a messenger RNA of Xyrauchen texanus (razorback sucker), 1730 nucleotides long. It is a transcript of the gene nit1, whose product is annotated as nitrilase 1. Gene Ontology annotation, molecular function: hydrolase activity, acting on carbon-nitrogen (but not peptide) bonds, in linear amides. The record is from RefSeq and is a predicted model, not a curated record. The transcript is spliced from 6 exons. Lineage: Eukaryota; Metazoa; Chordata; Actinopteri; Cypriniformes; Catostomidae. Bases 475 to 1374 code for a protein of 299 amino acids.
GCUAGUAAUCAUGAACGAAUGUGUUUUGUCCUUCCUCCGCCGCGCUGAGAAAAGCAGCAGGUCCAAGACCAAGACCGUCUACUCUUCUUCAGAAUUGUAGUAUUCUGGAAUAACUUGCACCUGAGUCGUGACAAGGAGAAAGAAUAGUUCUAAAAUAAUAAUAAUAAUAAUAAAAAAAAAAUCAAAAUAAUAGGAGUAGUACUUAAUGUAUAUAAUUUAGAUGUAUUGUACUUGGACAAUAUUCGAGUCGAUAAGCCCCGCCUGUUUUAGACAUUCCCUUUUCCAUUCUACCCGCUUAUAAUUUUCUAUUGGUUUGAAUAGUUUUUACGGUACGGUAAUUAAAUGCAUGGAACUGGGUUAUUGUUUCAGCAACUGUGGCCUGUUAGCGUGUUGUGUUAAUAUGUCAGCAGUUGGGUCACUUAUUGGAUUGGGCUCAAAGUGCAAUCUGUAAUCCUACAGAAAAACAAUCUACCAAUGCAUUUGUUUUCUGCACUGGAGAAGCGAGUGCCUUUUCUUGCAGCAGGUCUCUUGGCUUUGAGAUCGAAGGCAGUGCAAAGACGAGUUUCCAGCAUGAUGUCUUCAUCCCAUCCUGUAGCAGCUGUCUGUCAGGUGACCUCCACCCCUGACAAAGAAGCCAACUUUACUGCAUGUAAGCGACUGGUUGAGCAGGCCAAAGAAAAUGGGGCGAGUAUGGUUUUCCUGCCUGAAGGCUUUGAUUAUAUUGGCUCAAGCCGAGAGGAGACGCUACAGCUCUCAGAAAGCCUUGAUGGCGACAUUAUAACUCGCUACACCCACCUUGCCAGAAAGCUGGAUGUGUGGCUGUCUUUGGGUGGAUUCCACGAAAGAGGUCAUGAGUGGAAAUCUGAUCAACGAAUUUAUAACAGCCAUAUUAUCAUUGAUGGACAAGGUCAGAUUGCGUCCGUGUACAGGAAGGGACACUUGUUUGAUGUUGAGUUGACUGGUAAAGGUGUGUCUCUUAAAGAGAGCUCUUUCACUAUACCUGGUCCUCGCCUGGUUCCUCCAGUCCAGACUCCCAUCGGAAAGAGACAUGGAGCAGAGAUCCUGACAUACCCUUCAGCCUUCACUGUGGCAACAGGAAGUGCCCACUGGGAGGUGCUUCUUCGGGCGAGAGCGAUUGAGACGCAGUGUUACGUUCUUGCCGCGGCACAGGUCGGAGCUCAUCACAGCAAGCGGAUGUCGUACGGACACGCCUCAGCGGUAGAUCCAUGGGGUUUGGUGAUCGGUGACUGUGGGGGCACUGAUGUGGGCAUAGCCAUGGUUCAGAUUGACCUGCAGGGACUGCGAGACAUCAGGAGGGACAUGCCAGUGCAACAGCAUCGAAGAGAAAAGGGAUAUUACUGCAGUUUGGAUUGAACUACUUGUCGGACUGAUUGAUUAGAAGACAAUAUUUUACUGUGACCUUAAUAAGUAUUUGGAAAAUGUUGGACACAUGAGUCACUUAAGUCAUGUGGCAUCUGCAAAACAAACUUUUUAGGAAUUAAUUUUAACCAAUUGGUCAAUUCCUCUCAAAUUCACAAGUCAGUUUGACAACCAGAAAUUGCUGAAAUAUCUUUUGUGGUCAUUUUCAACAGUAAAUCUAUUAUUAAAUCCAAAAUAGUUCUUAUUGUGUAAUUAUAUGUAUAUACAUGUAAAUAUAUGAUAUGCUGUAAAUGAGAACUGCAAUUUGUUUUUGGAAAAUACAAUUUCCCUCAUAAAUUUAUAUAAACUGA